CUCUUUGGCCUGGGAGCUGAGACCAUUACAUUGUGGAGCCUCUGGUUACCGGGAGAGGGCAGACCAGGUAAACCUCCCCGAUCUGCCAUCGGGUGUUUAAACAACAAAAGGUGCAAUCCUCCUCAGUCCUUUCUUGUCAAUGUUAGUGCACACACACACAGUACCAAAGAUCCUAUAGCAGAUCCUAUAGGAUCUUUGCACAGUACCAGGCGGCAUCUUGUUUUCAAGGAUUUACAACAGGACUCCGGCUGUACUUUACACAAUGGUCUCGGACCGCUUACACCCACUUGUGCUGAAGGUGCACCAAAGACACUAGAGGAGCUCGGACGAGUUCAGUUGCAGACAUGCUGGUGGCUCGCCGCCCUUCCACCCAGAACAGUGGAUGCAAAAGAGCCCGGAGCGGCGGUGCUCAAGGACUGCAAACUGGGCACAACUGGCAGCACAUAGUCCCUGCUCUAGUAACCGGGAAUGUGACGGGUUUGGGGAAAUUAGCAGAGCUAGAAGAUGUGCAAGUUCUGAGUGAGUACGAUGAGAAAGGGCACACUCUUGUGCACUGGGCAGCGCUCACAGGAUCGGCGUCUCUCCUGAGUUACUUGGUGCCGAGGCUUCCUGUAAAUCUUCCCACCCGCUGCGAGCCGGUGCAGCGACCUAUUCAUUGGGCUGCAGUGAAGGGGCACAUCACUGCCGUAGACAUAUUGUUACAAGCUGGCGUCUCGCCGGAUGAGAGGGAUCAGAGAGGAUGCACUCCGUUGAUAUUAGCUUCGCAGUUCGGACACAUUGCCCUCUGUUGCCACCUGAUGAGGAAGGGAGCCAGUCUCCAGGUCUGUGACAGCCAAGGGGACAAUGCAUUGCACUGGGCAGCAUCUCAAGGACACUGUGAGUUAACUCGCCUGCUGGUAUAUUCUGGCCUUUCUCCCACAAAACAGGAUGACUUUGGUCAGACACCAUUGCAUUUAGCUGUCCUUAGUGGCAGCCUCCUCACUGUCCAGCUGCUGUGUGAGCAGAAUGGAGUGGAAUUAGAAACUGAGGAUAAAAAUGGAAACACACCUCUGAAACUUGCAAGAGGUCAACAGUGUGAAGAUAUCAUUGUCUAUUUGGGAAAUACCAUCACUAGUCUAUCAAAAAGUCGAAAUCUGAAAUUUGACUGGAGUGCAUUGGUCUUUGGUCCACCAGGAAAAUCAAAGGGGCCAAUUAUUUUCUUCUAUGGCUGUUUGCUUUUGUGGGGUUACCCUACCUAUUUUACACAGAUUGUCUCAAUCUCAUUGAACAGGCUAAUGGGCUUCCAUAUCACCUUCUUGAUCUGCAAUGUACUGAUGUGGUAUCUAUUCCUAAAAGCUUCUGUGAUGGAUCCCGGUUUUCUUCUAAGAGACUGCGAAAAAUAUGACCAUGCUCUCAGACAGGCAGUUUAUUUUGAUCAGUGGGAACAAGGAAAGAAUCCUCUGAGCAGACUUUGUCAUACUUGCCACAUUGUGAGGCCUCUCCGGUCCAAGCACUGCCGUGUAACAAACCGCUGUGUGGAAUACUUUGAUCAUUAUUGUCCUUAUAUUUAUAAUGAUGUCGGCUACAGAAACAGAAAUUAUUUUUUGGGUUUCCUAGCAACAAUGUGCCUUAAUAGUGUGAUGGGAGUCUACCUUGCUUGGGACUGGUUUAAUGAGAUGGGUCGCAGCAUAUUCAUUGGAAUCGGAUUCAUAUUCCUGUCUGUUAUUACCGUCAUAUCAGCAAUAAUGACUGGCAUAUAUUUCUAUAUGGCUGCACUUAACUUAACAAUAAAUGAACACAUGAAUCAGAAGAAAUACAGUUAUCUUGACAAAAAUGGACAUUUUCAUAACCCGUUCAACAGAGGUUUUCGACUGAACUUAAUGGAGUUCUUUCACCUAAUUGAGCCACAGAGGGCGUAUGAACUCAGUAUACUGGAUGGGUUGCACAUCAUCUGAACAACAUAAAAACCUUGACAAGAUCUACAACUUUCUUCUUUCAAAAUUAAGGCACAAGCAUCGUUAUAUAUUAAUCUAUUUCGAAAAAGAAUAUUCAGAUACACUACCAUAAAAUGGUCAAUUCACUAAUUAUGUAUAAUUAAGAUGAAGUACUUUUCUUUCAACAUGUUAAUAAAUAUCAUGCAAAAACGGUCUGGAGCAAACAUUCUUGCAAAAUUAUGCAGUUAAAAUAACUGUGAGUAUUGCUUGCUUCCAACAUCCAGAUGUAGGCGUAAAGGACUCAAAAUAUCCUAAAACCUUGGAUGGUGUAAUAUGAAGUGCAAAGACUGCUUGGCAAAAUUCUAUUUACUCAGGGAGUUAGUUGACUGUAAUGGAUUAUUUUCCUUGGAAUUGCUUUUGCUAUCUGCAAAACUUGACUUUUAAACAUGUAUAUGCAAAGAGAAAUUGUUUCAAUUUUCAAAUCCACAAGAAAUGUUUGACAGUGUUUAAAGAUGCACAGAUACGCAUGGAUUAUCUUUGAAUGUUUUCCAGGUGAGGGACAGGAUAUUAUGGUUUCCCUAUCAGUAUAUGUUUUCAAUUUUGCAGAACUAUUGACAUCUUGAUAUUUUGCCAGGUUAAAUGAAGUUAACUUUCCCCUCUAGAAUAUAUCACAUUUUAAUAACUCUGUUAUUGCAAAUUCCUAAUGUUUGUUUAAUUUAUUUGAACUGUUUUCAAAUUGUGAAUCUCUGAAGCUGAAACUUGAAUUUGUUGAUGAAGAUGCCUACUGAAUAUAAAUGUGUCUAUAGAUUUCACGAUUGUGAUUUAUCAACUGAACUGAGUCACAGGCUCCAUCUCCACCAAUUGCAUUUGAUGCCCUGUCAGCUGUAUAACAAUUAUGUCCUCUAAGAUGAAUCAAACCAAAUGAAAACCAAAUAUAAUCAUGU
Messenger RNA from Leucoraja erinaceus (little skate), 2857 nucleotides. RefSeq lists its product as uncharacterized. Gene Ontology annotation, molecular function: protein binding; palmitoyltransferase activity. Gene Ontology annotation, biological process: protein palmitoylation. The record is from RefSeq and is a predicted model, not a curated record. The transcript has 10 exons. Lineage: Eukaryota; Metazoa; Chordata; Chondrichthyes; Rajiformes; Rajidae. Gene Ontology annotation, cellular component: Golgi membrane. Bases 345 to 1934 code for a protein of 529 amino acids.